Pyrenophora tritici-repentis Pt-1C-BFP is the source of this 828-nucleotide messenger RNA. RefSeq names its product FabG, Dehydrogenase with different specificities (related to short-chain alcohol dehydrogenase). Gene Ontology annotation, cellular component: cytoplasm. Gene Ontology annotation, molecular function: oxidoreductase activity, acting on the CH-OH group of donors, NAD or NADP as acceptor. The record is from RefSeq and is a predicted model, not a curated record. Lineage: Eukaryota; Fungi; Ascomycota; Dothideomycetes; Pleosporales; Pleosporaceae.
AUGACGACCAUUAACAUCACCGACGGUGAACUGGAUGAUAUCAAGGACCAAGUAGCAAUCAUCACCGGACUUGCAACACUACGCCGCGUGAUCAAACAUGGGGGAAAAGUUUUUGCCGGCGACCUCAACCCCCUUCCCGAGCCAGAAGCGUCUUCUGUUCCAUGGCUGAAAGUCGACGUCACUUCUUGGGAUAGCCAGCUUGCUCUAUUCAAGGCUGCCUUGCAAAAGUACGGAAAGAUUGACCACGUCUUUGCGAACGCAGGUAUCAACACGGUGGCAUCUUUGCUAGAAGACGACGUGGAUGGCAAUGGCAAUCUGCUGCCACCCAAACUAAGCACCGUCAAUGUUAAUUUGGUGGGCGUCAUGUAUACGGUUAAACUGGGGUUGUAUUACCUCAAGAAGAACCCAGGUGAUGGGAGCAUUGUCAUGACGAGCUCGGCAGCAGGUUUCUAUCGCCUGCCCUCCCCGGAUUACAACGCGACCAAGCACGCCGUCAUUGGGCUCAUGCGUGGUCUCGAGCCGCUGCUUCAUCCCAGAGUACCAAUCCGUAUUAAUGUAGUCGCCCCGUCCUGGACUGACACAGCCCUUGUGCCGCCCGUGGUCAAGACCAUCAUGGGAGAUAUAUUCCAAUCCCCGGAUGUCAUGGCUCGCGCCACUGUUCUGCUGAUGGUGGACAAGGAGCGCCAUGGCAAUAUGGUGUUUGGUCAAGGUGGCAAAUGUGUCGAGUUGGAAAAUGGAGAGAAUGGGUACGUUGCAUUCACGGACAAGACUGCUCAGAUGGUAGGCGUGAAGGAAGUGCAAGCUGCUGCACUGGCGCAGUUCGUGUAG